CAGUUUUGCGUCUCCUAGCCCGACGCGCCCGCUAUAAUCACGUGAUUGCCUCAUCCGGGUCCUUUGCGUUCUCUCUCCCUCUCCCAACAUGGCGGCCUCAGCAAAAAAGAAGAAUAAGAAGGGGAAGACUAUCUCCCUAACAGACUUCCUGGCUGAGGAUGGAGGGACUGGUGGAGGAAGCACCUAUGUCCCCAAACCAGUCAGCUGGGCUGAUGAAACAGACGACCUGGAAGGAGAUGUUUCAACUACUUGGCACAGUAAUGAUGAUGAUGUGUAUAGGGCACCUCCAAUUGACCGUUCCAUCCUGCCCACUGCUCCACGGGCUGCUCGGGAACCCAAUAUUGACAGGAGCCGUCUUCCCAAAUCACCACCCUACACUGCUUUCCUAGGGAACCUGCCCUAUGAUGUGACAGAAGACUCCAUUAAGGAAUUCUUUAGAGGAUUAAAUAUCAGUGCAGUGCGUUUACCACGUGAACCCAGCAAUCCAGAGAGGUUGAAAGGAUUUGGUUAUGCUGAGUUUGAGGACCUCGAUUCUUUGGAUGAUCGUUCUUUUGGCCGAGAUAGAAAUCGGGAUUCUGACAAAACAGAUACAGACUGGAGGGCCCGUCCUACCACAGACAGCUUUGAUGACUACCCGCCUAGAAGAGGUGAUGAUAGCUUUGGAGACAAGUAUCGAGAUCGAGAUCGAGAUCGUUAUGAUUCAGACCGAUACCGUGAUGGGUAUCGGGACAGUUACCGUGAUGGUCCACGCCGGGAUAUGGAUCGAUAUGGGGGCCGUGAUCGCUAUGAUGACAGAGGCAGCAGAGACUAUGAUAGAGGAGGGUAUGAUUCCAGGAUAGGCAGUGGCAGAAGAGCAUUUGGUAGCGGGUACCGGAGGGAUGAUGACUUCAGAGGAGGCGGGGACCGCUAUGAAGACAGAUACGAAAGACGUGACGAUCGGUCAUGGAGCUCCAGAGAUGAUUACUCUCGGGAUGAUUAUAGGCGUGAUGACAGAGGUAACCAUUUUCUUUUAGAACGAGAAGUAGAGGAGCGGCUACAGAAGGAACAGGAGAAACUGCAGCGUCAGCUGGAUGAGCCAAAACUAGAGCGACGGCCUCGGGAGAGACACCCAAGCUGGCGAAGUGAAGAAACUCAGGAACGGGAACGGUCAAGGACAGGAAGUGAGUCAUCACAGAGUGGGACCUCAACCACCUCUGGNUCAAUGCCAUUAUCAAUUAGUAUACCUCUAAAGGUAAUGCCAGCCCCUCCACCAAAGGAGAAUGCUUGGGUGAAGCGAAGUUCUAACCCUCCUGCUCGAUCUCAGAGCUCAGACACAGAGCAGCAAUCCCCUACAAGUGGUGGCGGGAAAGCCGUUCCAGCGCAGCCAUCAGAGGAAGGACCAGCAAGGAAAGAUGAAAAUAAAGUGGAUGGGGUGAGUGUUCCAAAAGGCCAAAGUGGGAACUCCAGCCGUGGGCCAGGAGAUGGAGGGAACAAAGACCACUGGAAGGAGUCAGAUAGGAAAGAUGGCAAAAAGGAUCAAGACUCCCGAUCUGCACCUGAGCCAAAGAAACCUGAAGAAAAUCCAGCUUCCAAGUUCAGUUCUGCAAGCAAGUAUGCUGCUCUCUCCGUUGAUGGUGAAGAUGAAAACGAGGGAGAAGAUUACACCGAAUAGACCUCUACGUCCUGUGCUUUCUCCUAGUCUCUCUCCACCCUGGAACAUUUGAGAGCAAAUCAAACCUCCAUCCAGACAAGACAAAAUAAAACUCACCAUCUCCUGGAGACCUUUCUUAACUUUUUUUUAAAAAAGCAAACCGAAAUGAAAUGAAAUGAAAUGAAAUGAAAUUCUUUUGCAUGCUGCUGCAGCCUUUAAAGUAUUGAACUAACUGGAGAAUCGCCAUUGUAGCCAGAGAGAAAGAGACGUAUUUUAACGGAAAAGUUGUGCAUUUUUAUGACACAUGCGAUUGCCUGUGUGAUUAGUGCCUAGGGGCCACCAUUUAGCAAAAUGGCAAUGACAGUGAUGCAAUGUCUGGAAUCUGGUUGGGCAGUAGACAAGUAUGAGGAAGAGAUUUCUACCUUUAAUUCUUAUUGUCCUAAUGUGGCAUACAUGAAUCCUCUAACGUUAUCUGGAUAAAUUCUCCAUCCUUGGAAAGGUAGGUUUAGUCUCUGAAGCUGUUCUAGUCUCCAGGAGGCUGCCAGCCCCUCGUAUUUAGUGCUGAGUUACAGGGGCCAGCCUAGGGGGAAUUCCUUCAUUUUUACCCCCCAGGGGGGUAGCUGGGAAUGCAUCUACAGGCCACUAAAGAAGAGGACUGCUUGGUGACCAAAAUAAGUGGGAAAAUCGUGGUUUGAAAAGGAGCUUUGGGGAUGUGAUGAAUUAUUUUGCGCCAGUAAUAGGGGAAAAUGGUAUGACCUCCAAUAAACAUAUGAAUGGUUACUUCCUGGAGCAGGAAGCACUUUAGGGGUUGUGGGAAUUCCCAAGUCUCUUAUGUGUCCUGGUUUCACCCUUUCUUAAACACUGUACUUUCUGAAAGUUCAAAUGUACCCAUAUUCUGUUGAAACCUUGAGGCUUUAAAAAUUUAGACUCUAGUUGUCUUACGUUCGUCAUGCUAGUCUUCCCUGGUACCUCCCUAAAAGCAGGUUCUGUUUAAGCCACAUACCUAAUCUAGGCAUUCCGUAUCAGUCUCUGGCAGCUGUCAAAUGAGGAAUCGCUGCUUUUCUCAAGCAAAUUUUAGCUCCUUCAUAUUUUUUGACUCCUAUUCUGCUCCUGCUCCUUUGACCCCUUUUACAACUCAGAAAACUCUAGAAUGAAUGUUCUUAGGUGGUGAGUGAGGGUGGUUAAAUAAGGAACAGUUAAAUUGGGAUCCUUUCUUAUGACCUUGAUUGGGGUUUUUGUUUGGGUUUUUUUUUUGGUUUUUUUUUUUAAACAAGUUUCCUUUUCUCCACUGAAAUCCCACACCAAUGUUUGGAUUUAUAAUGUGGCCUACACCAAUGUGUGGUUUUGUUUUGUUUUUUUUAGCUUCCCUUGAGAGAAUAAAUGAUAAUGGAGAGAACUAUUUAACAAGGUACUGGUUUCUCUUGCAACACAAUAGCUUAACUUGCCUGCUUGUAUGUGCACCUUUUAUUGUCAGCUCAUUAGAUGGCAUCCUUAUGGGCAAUAUUGGUACCUGCAGAGAAAUGACACCUUGGUCUCUUGUUUGCAAGCCCUUCUCCCAUCGGUCCUAGGUUAGACUGUCCAGCCAUGCAGGGGUGUUGGUUUAUGAGUGCUGCAGCAGUGGGCAUAAUGAAUCAUUGACCCAGUGGACACAAAAGACGUACCAAGUGAAAUUAAAUAACUGACUUGAGAGGCUAGUAGCUAGGAAGUGGCUUUUAGAGAGGGAUAGCCAAGGUUGUAAAGGUUUUGUUUUUUUUUUAACCAUUUGUAGAUGAUGAAAAGGUAGGGAUUGCCCUCUUCAUGUCUACUUCCUAAUAGUUGUAUCCAAAAAAAAGCGUUUGUUUUUUUUCCCACUCCCCUACCCUGUCCCCCAUUAAAACAGAAACAGGGAUUUAUGUCCCGUUCCUCAAUACAUGUAAAAUUUGUACAAAAAUAUCUUCUAUGAAAAUGAUUUGUAAUCUGUAGACUUAAUACCUGGGAGAUGUCUUGAGAUGUGAAUCCCAUCCUUUGGGUUGUGGGGUUUUUUUGUUUUCUCCAAAUAAAUCUGAUCUUUAAAGUUCA
Messenger RNA from Hipposideros armiger (great roundleaf bat), 3688 nucleotides. It is a transcript of the gene EIF4B, whose product is annotated as eukaryotic translation initiation factor 4B. The record is from RefSeq and is a predicted model, not a curated record. Bases 89 to 1651 code for a protein of 520 amino acids. Gene Ontology annotation, molecular function: RNA binding. The transcript has 14 exons. Lineage: Eukaryota; Metazoa; Chordata; Mammalia; Chiroptera; Hipposideridae.